Emiliania huxleyi CCMP1516 is the source of this 2076-nucleotide messenger RNA. RefSeq lists its product as hypothetical. The record is from RefSeq and is a predicted model, not a curated record. NCBI's taxonomy places the organism in Eukaryota, Haptophyta, Isochrysidales, Noelaerhabdaceae. The transcript has 4 exons. The annotation marks the transcript as partial.
AUGCUGUUGCUGAGCCUCGCUGCGAGGGUGGUGCCGCCACACCCCACCCACCUGUUGCCACAGACAACCCGGAUACCGCGGAUACUGCAGAUACUGCAGAUACUGCAGAUACUGCAGAUACUGCAGAUACUGCAGAUACUGCAGAUACUGCAGAUACUGCAGAUACUGCAGAUACUGCAGAUACUGCAGAUACUGCAGAUACUGCAGAUACUUACUGGAGCGCCCCCCCGAGAUACCUGGGUACUUGGGCGGGUUGCGGGACCACGUAAGGAGUGGUAUCCCCGUACCCAUACUUGCAGCGCCGUGGGCUUGCUCGUGGGCCUCGACGUGCUGCUGCGCGUGACCGUCGAAGACAUCCGCUUGCUUACGGACGAGAUGGCGCCGCGUUCUGAGGCCCGUAGCAUGCUGCAAACCCCAUCGCUUUCGGUCUACAUGCUGAACGGCAGCCGCGCUUUUGUGCUUACAGUCGCGGCCGUGCACGUGCUCGCUGCGUGCUGCCUGGCGGCGGGCUGGCAUGCUCGAGCCAGCGCGGUGGUGGUUUGGGGGCUGCAGGUGAGCGUCGUCGAUCGCCUGCCGGUCGCCAACAACGGCGGCGACCUGGUUUUGCUCGCGCUGCUGCUGUGGGCAUGCCUCCUCCCCUGCGGCGAGCUCUACACGCUGCAGCAUCGCGACGCAGGGCCGUCCACGCUUGGGCCGGCGAGGACCAGCUCGAGAAGGGCCUCUUCCGCGCCUCGGCCAUCCCCGACCCAGGGUGCGGCAGACGCAGUGGUGCUCUCCUGGGCGUCGGCCGGCCUGGCUACCUUUGUCCCAGCGGUUUACUUUGACGCCGGGUGGAACAAGGUGCGCGGGGGCGAGUGGGCGCUGAUGGGUUGGCGCCCGGACUGGUGGCCAGGAGGCGGCGGGGAGGGCGACGGCGGGCUGGGAGUCGACGCAGUUGCGCUCACGCUCUGCGAUGAGCCAAAUCUCGCCCUGCUCGGCCGGCUGGCGCGGGGGCCGCUGUUGCAGCGGCCCCUCGCCACGGCCCUGAUGACGACGUUCGCCUUGGCACUGGAGCUGCUCGGGCCGCUGUGCCUCUUUGCCGUGCCAUGCGCCACGUGGCUGGCACGAGCCCGCUUGCUGCUCGUCCCUCUCUUCCUGCUGUUCAACCUCGGCCUCGCCGCGCUGUACGACCUCCUCCUCUUCCCUGCGGUCAUGGCAGUCGGUUGCCUGCCCCUCAUACCCGCCGAGUUCUGGCAGCCCUGGCCACGGCUGCGUGCGGCCUGCCUGGAUCGUCUCGGUGCGAGGCCGCUUCAAGUGGACUCUCGUCGUGGGCAGUGCUGCGCACUUGUCCGCGGCCGCCUUGCUCCUCCCCAGCCACCCGGCGCGUGCGGCCGACUUGUCGACAAGCUCGCUUCCGCCUUCGCGUUUGUCCUCUUUUGGAGCUGCCUGUGCGGCUUUGCGAUGGACGUGAUGCGGGUCGACCUUCCUGGCGGCGGUAGGAUUCAGCAUCUGCUGCAGCUUUUGCACGUGCGCACCGAGUGGCAUAUGUACGACACACAGAAUGGCGACACGAAUGGCUGGGAAGAGAUCGAGGGCACCCUGCGCGACGGAAGCAGUGUCGACGUGCUUCGCUCGUUGAAGGCUGGCACGCCGCUCCCGAGGGCUCUCCAGCCGACGGCCCUGAGCUCUGACCCCUGGCAGCACCACACGCUCGCCGACAUGUUGUUGCAUCACACGAACCGGUGGCGGGAGCGCUGGUUUUACCAGCAGCACGAGGCGAGACAGCUAUCGCCGGCCGUGGGUCGCCAUCUGUGCGAGCGGUGGGCGCGUGCUGUGCGUCGCGAGCGCUGGACAUCCGGUCAGCAGCUCGAGCGGUUCGUGUUCAAUGUCACGAUACUCCGAGUUGCCGGGAUCAACGCCGCCGCCGGGGAGUGCCUCUUCAGCCGGCCUGUGCUAUCAUCGCCGAUGUUUGGCCUCGAGCGUGUCGUGCGGUGGCUGCUCAAGGGCUGGUUCCGCCUCGAGCGGAAGGACGUUGUGGUUUCGGCCACUCGUCUCGAGCUGGCCCGGCUCGAGCUGGUGGUCGACGCGUGGAACCAG